This is a messenger RNA of Sphaeroforma arctica JP610, 1149 nucleotides long. RefSeq lists its product as hypothetical. The record is from RefSeq and is a predicted model, not a curated record. Lineage: Eukaryota; Ichthyosporea; Ichthyophonida. Gene Ontology annotation, molecular function: protein-L-histidine N-pros-methyltransferase activity. Bases 1 to 1149 code for a protein of 382 amino acids. The transcript has 5 exons.
AUGGGUUUCGUGAAUCGACGUUGGGCGGCCCAGCAAGCCACCAGGCCGUCGCCCUGGAAGUCUGUCAAAUACGAAUGCGAUCAAAGCUACUGGAGCGAUGAUUUAAAAAAGCUUUAUGUGCCCAUGGACCUUGACCAAGGUACGAGGGACUGGAUCCAGUGGUCAGAGGAUGAAACAGCCUCCCUUCUGUCCACGCUUGUCAAGCCGAUUGCCAUGGCAAUCCUCCGGCCGUUUGUAUCCCGAACCUCGGUGAACGGCGCCACAUACCGUGGAAGCAUGCACGUGCUUUCACGGGCACAGUUUGAAACGAUGCUCAACGGCCCGAACACAACUGCCGAUGUAUCAAACUUGGACAGUCACGACGCCAAUACAGCAAGCUCCCGUGAUCCUGGCAGCUCAUCAGGCACACAGGAAGACACCAGUACAAAUACAGAGCCACACACAAGCGCAAAUACAGACCGUCCCAGCCAAACGACACGAGCACACGACCGUGAGAACCAGAAGACAGAGACGUGCAGAGGAAAGUCUCUGUUGGAUAUAGGUGCGGGUGAUGGGGCUGUCACAGCCCUGCUGGCCCCACAGUUUGACCACGUGACGGCCACGGAGGUGUCGCCGGUGAUGGUCUGGCGGCUGGGGCGUUUGGGCUUUGAGAACAUAAAUACAGGCACAUUGAACCAUCCACAGCUAGAGGGCAGGACAUAUGACGUGGUCAGUCUUCUCAAUGUACUCGACCGGUGUCACAACCCAAUGAAGAUACUACACGAUAUCAAGAAGUUCCUAAAGCCAGACACUGGUCGGUUGCUAAUUGCGGUGGUUCUGCCAUUUAAGCCUAUUGUUGAAGAAGGCACGAGCUGGAUUACGCCAAAGGAUUCGAUUCCCAAAGAGGCCCUUAGGACAACACCUAAAUGUUGUAAUAAUGGCAGAAAUAAUUGGGAGGAAUGGAUUCCUUGGCUCAUAAACACAUACUUCACUCCCGCCGGUUUCAAGGUGGACCGAUUCACCCGGACGCCUUACCUAUGUAGUGGUGACAGCAUACAGCCUUUCUAUGUGAUACAAGAUGCUGUAUUUGUACUUUCUUUGGCCGAUGAUAUUCCUGCUGCCGAUAUACCAAUCACCGAGGAUACAAACAAGGUCUUUGAGCUGUUGUGA